Leptopilina boulardi is the source of this 1689-nucleotide messenger RNA. RefSeq names its product 26S proteasome non-ATPase regulatory subunit 12 (gene Rpn5). The record is from RefSeq and is a predicted model, not a curated record. The transcript has 8 exons. Gene Ontology annotation, cellular component: nuclear proteasome complex; proteasome regulatory particle, lid subcomplex; cytoplasm. NCBI's taxonomy places the organism in Eukaryota, Metazoa, Arthropoda, Insecta, Hymenoptera, Figitidae. The coding region runs from base 187 to 1545 and encodes 452 amino acids.
CAACCAAUAAUAUUGCGCCAUUUGACACUCCAAGAGGAUACGCUUUUAUGAAUGACAGAUGAAUUUUCAUUCUUUUCAGUUUUUCCUAACCUAUGAGCGUGGGGUUUAAACUUUUUUUGUGAUUUCGCAAUAUUUUUGACAUUUGUACAUCAAUUUAAUAAUUUCAGUACAAAAAAAUAAGGAAAAAUGGCAGAUACAGCAACGGAGGGUGGUAAAAUUGUAAAAAUGGAAGUGGAUUACAGCAGCAAUUGCGACACAAAGAUUCCAGAAUGUAAAAAAAUGGCUCGUGAAGGAAAAAUGCACGAUGCUCUGGAUCAAUUGUUGGCUCUUGAAAAAUUAACUAGAACAGGUGCCGAUAUGGUUUCCACGUCUAGAGUACUUGUGGCAAUCGUUGAAAUUUGUUUGGAGGCAAAAAAUUGGACAGCUCUCAAUGAACACAUAAUACUUUUGUCGAAGAGACGCUCCCAAUUAAAACAAUCUGUAACAAAAAUGGUGCAAGAAUGCUGUACUUAUGUAGAUAAGACACCAGAUAGAGAAACAAUGAUUAAACUCAUAGAAACAUUACGUUCGGUAACGGAAGGAAAGAUUUACGUAGAAGUUGAGAGAGCAAGACUUACUCAUCGUUUAGCAAAACUUAAAGAAGAAGAUGGAGAUGUUUCAGAAGCAGCCAGAGUUAUGUUAGAGUUACAGGUGGAGACUUACGGCAGUAUGUCACGAAGAGAAAAGGCGUCUCUCAUCUUGGAACAAAUGCGUUUGUGUCUAAUGAAGAAAGACUUCGUUCGAACACAAAUUAUCGCAAAGAAAAUCAAUGUCAAAUUCUUCGAAGAUGAAAAUAAUGAAGAGUCUCAAACUUUGAAAUUGAAAUACUACGAUUUAAUGAUGGAAUUAGCGCGUCACGAAGGAUGGCAUCUGGAACUUUGUCGUCAUAAUCGAGCCGUUUUGGAAACACCAGCUGUUCGCGAUGAUCCUGAAAAAAGACAUACAGCUUUGUCACGUGCCGUUUUGUAUCUUGUAUUAGCACCACAUGAACCAGAACAAGCAGAUCUGACUCAUAGAUUACUCGCUGAUAAACUUUUAGAAGAAGUGCCUAUUUACAGGGAAUUACUUCGAUUAUUUGUCAAUCCAGAACUCAUUAAAUGGUCAGGAUUGUGUGAAAUUUAUGAACGAGAUUUACGAGCAACUGAAGUUUUCACAGCUUCGACUGAAGAAGGACGUAAACGAUGGGCCGAUCUCAGGAAUCGUGUUGUUGAACACAAUAUUAGAAUAAUGGCGAAAUAUUACACAAAAAUAACAUUAACACGUAUGGCUGAACUUUUGGAUUUGCCUGUUGAGGAAACUGAAGCGUGCUUGUGUAAUUUGGUGGAAACUGGUAUAAUUAGCGCUCGCACUGAUCGUCCGGCAGGUGUUGUUCGAUUUACUGGUACUCAAGAGCCGGCGGCACUUUUGGAUGCAUGGGCAGCAUCUUUAUCGAAACUCAUGGGUCUUGUUAAUCAUACAACUCAUCUUAUCCAUCAAGAAGAAAUGCUCGCCGUUGCUCAGUCUUAAUAUUCCUUCUUUUUUUAAAAAAAAAAAAACAAAAAUCUUUACUGCAAUGGUCUUGUACACAAUUCUUUUUAUUAUCUAGUUCUCUUAGAUCUAUGAUGUAUUUUACACGUAUCACGUUAUUUAAUAAAAGGCAGAUAAACAGUU